Tarenaya hassleriana is the source of this 2621-nucleotide messenger RNA. RefSeq names its product auxin response factor 9-like. Gene Ontology annotation, biological process: regulation of DNA-templated transcription; response to hormone. The coding region runs from base 408 to 2318 and encodes 636 amino acids. NCBI's taxonomy places the organism in Eukaryota, Viridiplantae, Streptophyta, Magnoliopsida, Brassicales, Cleomaceae. The record is from RefSeq and is a predicted model, not a curated record. The transcript is spliced from 14 exons. Gene Ontology annotation, cellular component: nucleus. Gene Ontology annotation, molecular function: protein binding; DNA binding.
CAAUGAGGUCAAGUACUCAGUCCAUCUUCCCAAAAUUCUGCCUGAGUUGAACUCCAGACCAACAUUGUUGUUGCUCGCCCUGGAGUAGACAGCCAAAGAUACGGAAUCUCAACGUUGACGGUCGUUAACGUUUAUUAACGGCUUCCGUCAUCGUGACCGGGCGCUCCCGUCGCUCCCCGUGUUCCUGCCAACCAUUCAGAUCUCGCGAUUGUUUCAUGCAGAGGAGGAGGAGGGGAGAACGAAACGUGGAGGUAGAAUCUGUGAUUCGUGGCUUCUCAAAUUAAAUCGCAGUUAGGGUUCUUAAAUCGGAGUGUCUCAGUCGUUAGAGAGAGAGAAAGUGGUGAUUGUGAGAGAAUUUUAUCUGGUUUUGACUUCGCUGCGGCUUCGUUGUUUGGGAGCUCGGGCUCAUGGCGAAUCGCGGAGAUGACGGAGGUGGUGGAGGAUAUUUAUACGAGGAGUUAUGGAAGUUAUGCGCGGGUCCUCUAGUUGACAUUCCUCGACGCAACGAAAAAGUUUACUACUUUCCUCAGGGGCACAUGGAACAACUUGAGGCGUCAACAAAUGAGGACUUAAACAAGAUGGAACCGCUUUUCAAUCUUCCUUCGAAGAUUCUCUGCCGUGUAAUGAACGUGAUUCUUCAGGCGGAGAAAGAGACGGAUGAGGUUUAUGCCCAGAUUACUCUGAUACCGAUAGGAACUCAAGUUGAUGAUGAGCAUACAUGUCCUCCUGAACCACAAAAGGCAACUGUCCACUCUUUCAGCAAGGUUUUGACGGCGUCUGAUACAAGCACACAUGGCGGAUUUUCUGUCCUAAGAAAGCACGCAACCGAGUGCCUUCCCCCGCUGGAUAUGACCCAGCCAAUCCCUACUCAAGAAUUGGUUGCCUCUGAUCUCCUUGGUAAUGAGUGGAAAUUUAAGCAUAUUUUCAGAGGUCAACCACGGAGGCACCUUUUGACGACGGGGUGGAGCACCUUUGUCUCAUUGAAACGGUUGGUUGCUGGAGAUACCUUUGUAUUCCUGAGAGGAGAAAAUGGGGAAUUGCGUGUUGGAAUAAGACAUGCUGCUCGCCAACAAAUCAGUAUGCCUUCUUCUGUGAUAUCGGGCCAGAGCUUGCAUCUGGGAGUGCUUGCUACUGCAAGGCAUGCCAUCCAUACCCAAACCAGGUUCACCGUGUACUAUAAGCCAAGGACAAGCCAGUUCAUAAUCAGCUUGAACAAAUAUCUAGAAGCCAUGAACAACAAAUUUUCUGUUGGGAUGAGAUUUAAGAUGAGGUUUGAGGGAGAGGAUUCCCCAGAAAGGAGAUUUUCUGGCACAGUUGUUGGCGUUAAGGACUGCUCUUCUCAUUGGAAAGACUCAGAAUGGCGAUGCCUACGAGUUCAAUGGGACGAGCCCACGUCAAUCCAAAGACAUGAUAAUGUUUCUCCAUGGGAGAUUGAGCCUUUUGUGCCUUCAACAAAUAUCACUCAAUCUGUUGUGCCGAAGAACAAAAGGCCUCGACAAGCUAGCGAAGUAUCUGGUCUCGAUUUAGGCUCAACAAGACCAAACCUCUGGAGUUCCACAUUGACGCAAUCCCACGAAUUUGGGCAAUCGUGCAUCACCUCCCAGCAUUGUUACCGUGAUGCAGCUGAAGAAACCAAGAGUGUUUCUGGUUGGCUAAUGAAUUGUUACUCGGUCCCACCCACGACGAAAUCUACCAAUGACCAAAUGGGUUUCCCGGUAGAGGAGAAGAAACAUGAGAUGGUCACCAGUUACAGAUUGUUUGGAAUUGAUCUGAUGAGUAAAUCCGCCGCAACGGAGAAAACAGGGAAUAUGCUUACAGUUAACAUUGCCAAUUCAACACUUGAAGCUGUCUCGGACCAAAAGUCUGAGGUUUCCAAAGUCUCUGAAGAGAAAAAGCAAGAGCACGCACAGGCGUCUCCUAAAGAGGUCCAAAGCAAGCAAAACAGUUCUAACAGAAGUCGUACCAAGGUUCAGAUGCAGGGUGUAGGCGUAGGAAGGGCAGUGGAUUUAACAGUGGUGGAAGGGUACGAUCAGCUAUUUGAAGAGCUGGAGAAACUCUUUGACAUCAGGUGUGAGUUGAGGACUCGGGAUCGGUGGGAAAUAGUCUACACAGACGGUGAAGGAGAUAUGAUGCUCGUUGGCGAUGAUCCAUGGCAUGAAUUCUGCAACAUGGUGAAGAGAAUAUUCAUAUGGUCAAAGGAGGAUGUGAAGAAAAUGACUCCGGGGAGCAAACUCCCUUUGUUCAUACCUGAAGGACGUGAUGAUCAGACAAUGACCAUGCUGGCGAGCUCAGACUCAGCCGACACGAAUACAAGAUAACACUCGAAAGCUCCUCUCUUUCUCUCUCUCUCCAUAUAUAUAUGAAUGUCGAAAGUGUACUAUAUACUAUUUACUACUAAUGUAUGUGGGUUUUUUUUUUUUUAAUUGGGAAUGUGUCAUGUUUGUGUUUGUGUCUUGUGGGAAGUUCCAAGUUGUUAGGGAAAGCAACAGAAAUAGAGAGGGCAGACAGUUGUGGCUUAGGGGAGAGGUGUUUGGAACUUGGAAGUGGGUUUUAACUACGUAUGAUUUCUUGUCAAGUGUUGAGAAUCAUAUGAAGAAAUUAACGUGAAUAAAACAUUUUUA